This is a messenger RNA of Trichoplax adhaerens, 1602 nucleotides long. RefSeq lists its product as uncharacterized. NCBI's taxonomy places the organism in Eukaryota, Metazoa, Placozoa, Uniplacotomia, Trichoplacea, Trichoplacidae. Bases 1 to 1602 code for a protein of 533 amino acids. Gene Ontology annotation, biological process: xenobiotic detoxification by transmembrane export across the plasma membrane. The transcript has 19 exons. The record is from RefSeq and is a predicted model, not a curated record. Gene Ontology annotation, molecular function: antiporter activity; xenobiotic transmembrane transporter activity. Gene Ontology annotation, cellular component: membrane.
AUGUGGUUCAAGCAAUUGCGAAUUUCGAAAAAUCUCUCGGUUGAAUUUCGAAAAAUUUUUACCUUGGCUUGGCCCUUGAUCUUGAUCAAUGUUACUCGUUCAUCGAAUCCAAUUGUCACUACUGCUUUUUGUGGUCACUUAGAUAGGACCAGCUUAGCUGCUGCAACACUAGCAACUUCGUUUAUUAAUGUGUUUGGGCUUUCUAUUGUUACCGGCCUUUGCGCGGCAUGCGACACUCUAUUCCCUCAGGUAUUUGGAAGCAGCAACAAGAAAAAACUUGGAAUAGUACUACAGCGCAGCCUGAUAAUUUUAUCCCUGUCUUUGCUGGUAAUUUACACACUAUGGUUUAAUUGUGGCGCACUAUUGUUAGUUCUAUUCCGCCAGAAUAUCGAUGUUGUCAGACUGACUGACACUUUCAUCAUAAAUGCCAUACCAUCAUUAAUGGGUCAACUUUACUUCUUGAUAUUACAAAAAUACCUCCAAGCACAGGGAAAUGUAAUACCAGCAGCAAUAAUUGGUUUGAUUGGUAAUGGUAUUAAUGCAUUGUUAUGCUACCUCUUCCUUUUCGUCUUCAAAUGGGGACUGACAGGUGCGGCUUGGGCUAGCAAUAUUUCCUUCUGUUUCUUGCCUGUUGCCACGCUAGUUUACAUUAAAUGGAAAAAGGUUCAUCUUAGUACAUGGGAUGGCUGGUCUCAAGAUUUGUUCUUGGAUUGGUUCUCGUACAUGAAGCUUGCUACGGCCGGUGUAGUAAUGCUGUGUAUAGAAUGGUGGAGUUUUGAAGUGUAUACAAUCGCAGCUGGAUUGCUAGGUACAGUGGCGCUGGGUGCACAAGGUGCUUUAGUCAACACAUUACUCUUUUUGUUCGUGGUCUGCCUAGGUAUCGGCGAUGCCGCUACUGUUCGCGUUGGUAAUGAAUUGGGUAGCAAUAAUCCCACUGGUGCUCGUAGAGCAGCAUUAGCUGCUCUAUUUCUGAGUUCGGUAUCUGUCGUCAUACUUUUCUCGAUUGUCAUGGCGACUAAGGAUGUCCUUGCUCGCGCUUUUACUACGGAUAAAGAAGUAAUCGUUCUGGCGGCAACACUUUACCCCUUCGUAGCUGCAUGCCAUAUCUUCGACGGAACUCAGAGAACACUACGAGCUUAUUGUCAGUUUUGUCUUCCCCGACAUCUACCUACAUGUAUAUGUGGCGGCAUUAUCAAAGGUCUUUGGAUUGGCUCGUUAACUGGAUUAAGUUUGCAAGCAAUGGAAAGAUCAAGAGAUGACACGUUAAAUCUAAGUACAAGUAACAGUGAGAACGAUAUAGAAAUGGACGAAGUUCAGAAAGAUAUUAUAAAUAAAGAUGUAGCUGCUAAUGAUACUGAGACCUUAAUUAAUAGUAACGAAAACAUAGAACAAGAUGUUCAGGUUAUUGUACGAAGUAAUAAAGAUCCAUGGAACUUAAUCUUAAAGCGUCGAGUCAUCACUACGAUUUUUAUUGCAGCUGUCUUUGCAGUGGGAUUAACACUUAGAUUUACUGUUAGUAAUCAGAUUCUACGAAGUACCAAUGAUAGUCAGCCUGUUACCGAAAUACCAAUAUUAAAUACCACUGGAGCUUUUAACGUGUAG